AUGUAUCAAGUAACUGGUUGUGGAAGACUCAUGGAUGUGACCAAAACAACUAUUAUAACAGGCAAUUGCCCAAAAACAACCACUGAAUCAAUAACAACUGACUUAACCACCACUAUCAAAACCACAGCGAAUACACCGACUACUACUGAAUCAAUUACAACUGACCUGUCAACCACGAAGAAUGUACCAACUACAACUGAAUCAAUUACAACUGACUUGUCAACCACUAGUAUUACAACGUCGGGUUCAGAAAUGAUAUCGCCCACUUCACCGACUCAUCAAGUAACCGAAUCAGCAACAACCACAGUAUCAUCUAAAACUAACCCAACAACUACCACAGAACCAACAGAACCACCUAUGAUUACCACAACUAAGCAAGAAACCUCAUUUAAACAAAGAACAGAGUCUCUACCAUAUACAUCCAAUGGAUUUAGUGUAAAGACGUGA
Mytilus californianus (California mussel) is the source of this 447-nucleotide messenger RNA. RefSeq names its product integumentary mucin C.1-like. NCBI's taxonomy places the organism in Eukaryota, Metazoa, Mollusca, Bivalvia, Mytilida, Mytilidae. The transcript has 3 exons. The record is from RefSeq and is a predicted model, not a curated record. The coding region runs from base 1 to 447 and encodes 148 amino acids.